GCGGGCCAGAAUCCCUCUUCAACCUUCUGCUUUCUGGAGGGGCACCUUCAACCAACUCCGCGGGGCACUGGCAGCGGCUUCUUUAGUUGUAAAGAUUAAGUGGAAAUAACACUUUUACACAGACACAAUGUCGUUCCUGUCGGUCAGCAGGCUAGCACCUAAACUCCUCAAUUCAAAGAAUGCCACUUCCUUCGUUGUGGCUGCCAGACAUGCCAGCGCAUCAACAACAAAUCUGAAGGAUGUUCUGGCAGACCUCAUCCCCAAAGAACAGUCCAGGAUCAAGAACUUUAAACAACAGUAUGGCAAAACCAACAUAGGACAGGUUACUGUUGACAUGGUCUAUGGAGGUAUGAGGGGCAUGAAGGGUCUUGUGUAUGAGACCUCUGUGUUGGAUCCUGAUGAGGGCAUCCGCUUCCGUGGCUACAGCAUCCCAGAGUGCCAGGAGCUGCUGCCUAAAGGUCCAGGAGGCGCCGAGCCACUGCCCGAGGGUCUCUUCUGGCUUCUGGUUACAGGACAGGUGCCCACUGAGGAGCAGGUGAGCUGGGUGUCCAAAGAGUGGGCGAAGAGAGCUGCACUUCCCUCUCAUGUUGUCACCAUGCUGGAUAACUUCCCCACAAACCUUCACCCCAUGUCUCAGUUCAGUGCUGCCAUCACAGCUCUGAACAGCGAGAGCAGCUUUGCACGGGCUUACUCUGAGGGAGUCCACAAGACCAAGUACUGGGAGUUUGUGUAUGAAGACUCCAUGGACUUGAUCGCCAAGUUGCCCUGCAUUGCCGCUAAGAUCUACCGCAACCUGUACCGCGAAGGCAGCAGCAUCGGAGCCAUCGACUCCAACCUGGACUGGUCCCACAACUUCACCAACAUGCUGGGUUACAGUGACACUCAGUUCACUGAGCUAAUGAGGCUCUACCUCACCAUCCACAGUGACCACGAAGGAGGCAAUGUCAGUGCCCACACCAGCCACUUGGUGGGCAGUGCUCUGUCCGACCCCUACCUGUCCUUCAGCGCUGCCAUGAAUGGUCUUGCUGGUCCCCUGCACGGUCUGGCCAAUCAGGAGGUGCUGGUGUGGCUGACUGCCCUGCAGAAGGAGAUGGGCGGAGAGGUGUCCGAUGAGAUGAUGAGGGAUUACAUCUGGAACACACUGAAGUCUGGAAGGGUUGUGCCUGGAUACGGCCACGCUGUCCUGAGGAAGACUGACCCACGUUACGCCUGCCAGCGCGAGUUCGCCCUGAAGCACCUGCCCAACGACCCCAUGUUCAAGUUGGUGGCCCAGCUUUACAAGAUUGUACCCAACGUGCUCCUGGAGCAGGGCAAGGCCAAGAACCCCUGGCCCAACGUGGACGCCCACAGUGGAGUUCUGCUGCAGUACUACGGAAUGACUGAGAUGAACUACUACACCGUGCUGUUCGGCGUGUCCCGAGCUCUCGGCGUGCUGGCUCAGCUUGUUUGGAGUAGAGCUCUGGGCUUCCCCUUGGAGCGCCCCAAGUCCAUGAGCACAGAUGGACUGAUGACACUGGUGGGAUCCAAGUCAGGUUGAAGACGCACCUGAGAGGAGUUUGGGGGUUAGUGUGAAGGGUGGGAGGAGUUGGAAUUAUCAAGAAAAGGCAGACAAAAAAAGUUGACCCCCUGUCAUUUCCAACCCCAGGGAUACAACGGGAUUCAAAGAGACAGUACGCUUUUAAUGUAAUUUCACAAAAGAAGGGCCUUUCAAAAUCAUCACAGCAUUAGUGUUAUAAGUGUGUUUAGUUGACCACUGAUGCAUUGAGAGCUGAAAACACACACACACACAUAGCCCACAGUAGGCCCAAAGUAUGUACCAUUAGACGUCUGCUAGAUCCCCCCCCUCCCCGUGCAGUGCCUGUAUUUGUCAUCAGGCACCUGAUCUGACUUCUAGUACGCAGAGGCAUUCAAAGGGAAUUACGGGAGGGAAUAAAUCAUCCCACAUUUGUUUAAAGAUCUACAGCCUGACCCUUCUCCUGCUUUUUGGCUAACACAGAAAUUAGUUUUAGGAUCUCCCAAAGGAAGAUAUAUAUUUUUUUCAUCUUAGUUCCUCCAGAGCAAUGUCCCCCUGAUCCCACCCAGACCUUCCAUGCGUCUCACUCCCAUGUAUGAACACUCCAGUUUGGAAAUAAAGGUCCUCACAUGUCAAACUAACACACUGUUCAAAAUACAAGUUUAAAAAAACAAAACAUGAAGACCAGUUAAAAGAUUACUGCCCCUUUAAAUCUUAGAUCUCCCCUCUUUCUCCCACUUUUAGUACGUCCGUCUAGUUAGCGAUGACCUGUAUUACCUCUAUGAUCAAAAUAACUGUCUUAUCUUUAUAAUUAUUUUCCCUCUGCUCUUUUUUCUUUAACGCUCUCCUGCUCCCCCACGUGUCUCUGCUCUAAAGGGUUCCCGAAUGGUAGAGAAUCGGUAAUAAUGUACAGUAACAGUAAUGAAGAUUUGAGCGAAGGGUGUUGUAAUUUGCAGCCUGUAAUAAAUCCUUAAGAGCAAGCUUGAAUAAAAAGUGGGAUGUAUUGGGCUUCGUUAUGAGCGUCGAGUCCUGUCAUAUGAGUGUGUGUUUGUUAAUCCCCACAGGAAAGCGCUUUAAACAUCUACUCCAGAAUGAGCACUUGCUUGAUUGGAUUUCCUAAUUAGUAGCAGUAGAAACCCUCCCAGGUUGAUUGAGUCUCCUUUGACCGAGGUUUUAUUUUUUUGGUGUUGAAUAUGUAUAAAACGAUAAUCUUUGGGUUCUCAUUUUGUGGUUUUAUUUAUACUUUGUGUACAUAGGUAUAUAUAUGUAUAGCUUGAAUGUAUGAGCUCUGUGCGAUCACUUGCUUGUAAUAACCACAAUGAGUAUCACAGUUUACCAACAUUGCAGUGGCGUCGGGUCUCACUGGUCGCUGCGAGAUUCAAAGAACAAAAAGAACAAACUGCAGCUAUCUUGUAUAUACACGAUUUCUUGCCUAGCUCUGUGGGCCGAGCUGGUGCUUGUUUUUUUCCUUCAGGUUUCACUUGACCGUUUCAAGCUUGCUCUUAAGUACUGGGUUUGUCAACACUCCAUUUUUAUGUAGCUUAAGCUCCUGCGUCUUCUUUUCAAACUUCUCUUGCUGUGUUCGUCAGUAGUUCACUCAGAUGUUCAAAUCUCUCCGCUCUGCUACUUCCUUCUGGCUGUAUCACAGGAUGUGUGUGAGUGUGUGUGUGUGCGCGUGUUGUUGUAGUGUUCUUCCAUGUGGCGGGGUGUUUAGAAAGAUGUGGUUAUUUUGAUCGUAGAGGAGCAUAAAGGUUGUACAUGAUAACCGGGAGAAUUUAAGUGCAGACUGAUUCAUCAGAGAAACACUUUGGGGGGACGGGGCUGGACGGGUCAAAAGGGCAAGAAAAGCUUGAAGAGCGAAUAUUGGAAAACCUAACAAAAAAUGGAAAAUAAUAAAGGUUUUUAUUAACACUU
Messenger RNA from Notolabrus celidotus (New Zealand spotty), 3427 nucleotides. RefSeq names its product citrate synthase (gene cs). Lineage: Eukaryota; Metazoa; Chordata; Actinopteri; Labriformes; Labridae. The record is from RefSeq and is a predicted model, not a curated record. Gene Ontology annotation, cellular component: mitochondrial matrix. Gene Ontology annotation, biological process: citrate metabolic process; carbohydrate metabolic process; tricarboxylic acid cycle. The coding region runs from base 128 to 1537 and encodes 469 amino acids. The transcript is spliced from 11 exons.